Leishmania mexicana MHOM/GT/2001/U1103 is the source of this 2097-nucleotide messenger RNA. RefSeq lists its product as hypothetical. The transcript has a single exon. The coding region runs from base 1 to 2097 and encodes 698 amino acids. Lineage: Eukaryota; Euglenozoa; Kinetoplastea; Trypanosomatida; Trypanosomatidae. The record is from RefSeq and is a predicted model, not a curated record.
AUGUCGAUGGAGUCGGCGAUGAGUGAAGUUCACACAGACUUCAGGGGUUGUAGCCUGCUGCCUGACUUCGUGGCGGUGGCAGACGUCUCGCAGCGUACUGGGGUAGGGUACUUGCAGUACAGCAAUGGCGCUAUCUACGAAGGCGAAUGGCUGAAUGGCGAACGGCACGGCCUUGGGGUGUGCUACUACCCUUCUGGCAACAUCUUCGUCGGCCAGUUCCGCUCAGGGCUGAUGGAGGGGCCGGGCACCAUGUUCUUCGCGACGGGCGAGUUUUUCAGCGGAGAGUUCAAGGACUCGACCAUCUACAAGGGGGUCUACAGCCGCCAAGGGCGCGAGAUCUGUGGUAUCUGGAAAGACGGCAAUCGGGUGAGUGAGAUGCCCACCAAAGCACCCGAGGUGCUCCAGCGUGCCCGCGCAGCCCUCUUCGCAACCAUUGUAGAGCAGGUAAAUGAGUACCUCUGGGGAGCCGCAAACAAUUCAACGAAACUGGUGCUCUCUGCAGCGCCUUCGGGCGGUGCACAGCAGGCGCCUCUUGACAUCCUCAGUUCUAGCACCGACGCGCACGGCACACCCACGGCGCCCCCACAGCACCUCACUGUGGCGCCUACCUUCGAUGUAGGAAAUCAGAGUUUCACGAACAUCCGAUUCCGCCCUAACGCGUCCAUCGCGGACGGCGACGUGAAGAGCAGCGCGCAUGGCAUCGUCACGCAGUACGGCUCCCCUGCCACAGUUUUCGCCUGCGCGGCGCCGGCCCCAAACGAGAUUUUUUCCGUCGGGCGCUUCACGCUGCGCUGCUUCGUCUUUCUCUUUCCUUUUUUGUCACUGCCGUGGGUGCCGGUGGCGCCGCUACGCAUCACCUCGCUGCACGAGGAGAGAGAGUUCGUAGUGAGUGGGGCUGCGCUGCGCAGUGACUUCGACGCACCGUCGUUUUCUAUGUGCGUCAUUGCUGUUGCAAUAUUGUGCCAGAUCGUUGCCAUCAUUCUUGUGGCCUCCCGGGUUCCGCUAGGGCAAGUGCAAGAUGGCAAGCUGACACUGCCGGAGAUGGUCGUGCCCUGUGUGCUGUGGCUUGUGGUCGCGCUGGUGAAGGCGUCCUACAGAAGCUUCUUCCGAUUUCCACACGGGCUGGAGAGGGUUGACCGGCGGUUUACACCGAAGCUGUCGGCCCUGGCGGCGAGCCUGGUCGAUGCAAAGUCGAGUGUCUGCAUCUUUACCUACGACGACGAUGGCAAAGGCAAGGUGAUGAACCGACACUACAAAUACCGCUGGCUGCUCUUCGGCGUCGUGUUGGGCUUGAUGAUGAGCCUCUCUGCACCGGCGACGCGCGGCGGGUAUGGGCACAACAUGUUUGGCUCUAACGGCUUCCAGCUAGCAGCCACCCUUCUCACCUUCUUCGCGACGUUUUUAUUUGCGGCGACACUGACGUUUUUGGUGCUCAAAAUCACGGACAUGCAGCGCGAAAUUCGGGCCAAGCUACACGUGCUGACGAACCUCGCCUUCUUAGAGCGCCGAUGCCUCAUGAGCCCCAGCAAACAUGCAAACAUGGCCUUCGAUCUGGACGAGUGCUUCAAUGCCAAGAACGUGUUCAGCGGCUUUCCAGGCUGGUACAGUCUACGCUCCCUAAUCCUCUACGCCUCUGCGUGCGCCAAUCACCGCGCGCGCACCACCGCGAUGCGCAUUUUCUGGUUCACCCUCGUGUGCGCCUUUAUUGUGGGCAUCGCCGACGCACUUCUGACGAUCCACGGCAACAGGCCCAGCGAUCGGUACUACUCCACCGCCCACUCCUACGCGUUCUUUACCUUUCUCUUCUGGGGCGCGUUGCUGCUCCGGUACCUCUACGUGUGCGUUUCCACCCGCCGCGAGCUGCAGCACCACCUGUACAUCAUGGACGUUGCUGGGCUGUAUCACCGUGUGAAGCUGAGUGACUCGGAGGCGAGUGACAUCAUUCAGCAGUGCCGCUGCAUCUGCGAGAGCAACGACGCGGAGCCAGAGAUAUUCCCUGUGAUGAUCUACAGCUUUGUUGUCUUCUUGACGGUCAUUCUGAACUUGGCGGCCAUGGCAGCCAUCUGCUACCAGCUCGGUCGGGCCAUCUACCGUUGA